CGCGACGGCAGCCCCGGAGCGAGACCCGGACCCGGGCGCCCGGCGACCCGGCACCGUGCUGAUGGGGUCUCUGCACGAGGCGGUGCGGCAGGCGCUGAUCGGGGCCGGGGUCUCUGUGCGAGCGACGGGCGUCACGCCCAGGGGGGUGGGGUGGGACUUCUACGACAAGUGGCUCUUCCGGGUGGAGGACCUGGCCGGGGCCGGUGGCGGCGGCGGUGGGGAGCUACCGGCGGGGAUGCGUUGGGACGCCAUCCGAGACAGUGGGGAUGCGGCGCUUGUUAGGGCGCGGACGGCGAUACCCAGGAAGGAGGCUACGCUGCUGCUUCUGCCGAACACGGCGAUACGGCUUGAUGACGGAACCCCAAUCGCCUGGGCGUUCUUGGGCUUGGACGGAUCGCUGACAAGUCUCCAUUGCGAGGAACCAUAUCGUGGCCGCGGAUUGGCAAAAGCACUCGCCGCUCGGCUGAUGCGGGAUCACCUAGGAGAUUUUGGGGAUGAUGGAUGGUGUUCUGCCGAUGUCUCGAUUCGAAAUCCUCAAAGUCAGGGAGUGUGUAGGAGUCUCCACGGCAAACGCGCUUGGAAGGUAUCAUGGUUUUGGGUCGACCUUGCGAGCGUGGGAGACCCUCUAUAAGCGGCCUCAUCCUACAGAUCCCCGGCUCAGCACCCAUCCUAAACACGUUGCUGCACAGGUUAGACAGUAAGGCGAUGGACUUCUUGGAAGAAGAAUUUCAAAUCGUCUGGGUUGACGAAUGGUGUUAUCCCUGGGUGUAUCAGUCAGCUCGAGGUCAUAGACAUGUCAACUCUGAAGCUUACCAUGUCCGAGAUUAACGAUCCAGCCUCUCCUCCGUUCCGCCCACCCGAAACCAUCUACCAUCUUCUUGACGACCUCCGUUAUGGAUGCAUGCGACCCGUACAAGACCCCUGGGUCUGCAUUGCCUUGAAUCACGAUCGG
Phialemonium atrogriseum is the source of this 952-nucleotide messenger RNA. RefSeq lists its product as uncharacterized. The coding region runs from base 62 to 631 and encodes 189 amino acids. NCBI's taxonomy places the organism in Eukaryota, Fungi, Ascomycota, Sordariomycetes, Cephalothecales, Cephalothecaceae. The transcript is spliced from 4 exons. The record is from RefSeq and is a predicted model, not a curated record.